This is a messenger RNA of Chaetura pelagica (chimney swift), 1389 nucleotides long. It is a transcript of the gene LMO2, whose product is annotated as LIM domain only 2 (rhombotin-like 1). Gene Ontology annotation, molecular function: transcription coactivator activity; DNA-binding transcription factor binding. NCBI's taxonomy places the organism in Eukaryota, Metazoa, Chordata, Aves, Apodiformes, Apodidae. The record is from RefSeq and is a predicted model, not a curated record. Gene Ontology annotation, biological process: positive regulation of transcription by RNA polymerase II. The transcript has 3 exons. Bases 1 to 969 code for a protein of 322 amino acids. Gene Ontology annotation, cellular component: nucleus.
AUGGGGCACCGCGCUCCGGGUCCAGGGGGCACCGAGGGCAGUGGGCACCGAGCACCGGGAGCAGGGGGCACCGAGCACCGGGAGCAGAGGGCACCGAGGGCAAUGGGCACCGAGCACCGGGAGCAGGGGGCACCGAGGGCAGUGGGCACCGAGCACCGGGAGCAGCGGGCACCACUCACCGGCGCCCGGGCUGCCCCAGCCCCUUCUGCCUCCCCUGCUGCGGGCGGCGGCCCCGCCCCCCCCGGGGGGGAUGUUGGUGGGCGCUGUAGGUUGAUGAGAGCUCCCCAAGUUGUGGGAAAGACCAGCCGGGAGCAGCCUCCGGGGACAGCGAGGCGGCAAAACAGCCCCCAGCUCCCCGGGCAGGGCGUUUUCCACCCGCUCAUCCCACCCGGUGGUGCUGGGAGGGGUUCGGGGUUCGGGAGAGCAUCCCGCUUCCCAAGGCUGAAGGGGUUUUUCAUUCCGAGGGACCAUCUCUGCCCCAUCCUUGAUCUGCCCGACUCGCUGCAGCCCAUCGUAGUGAAAGAUUCCUUCAGGGAGCCGGUGGAUGAGGUCCUGCAGAUCCCCCCCUCGCUGCUGACAUGCGGCGGGUGCCAGCAGAACAUCGGGGACCGCUACUUCCUGAAGGCCAUCGACCAGUACUGGCAUGAGGACUGUCUCAGCUGCGACCUCUGCGGCUGCCGGCUGGGGGAGGUGGGAAGGCGCUUGUACUACAAGCUGGGCAGGAAGCUCUGCAGGAGGGACUAUCUCAGGCUCUUUGGCCAAGAUGGCCUUUGUGCCUCCUGCGACAAGCGAAUCCGGGCUUACGAGAUGACCAUGAGGGUGAAGGACAAAGUGUAUCACCUCGAAUGCUUCAAAUGUGCUGCUUGCCAGAAACAUUUCUGUGUUGGGGACAGAUACCUCCUCAUCAACUCAGACAUAGUGUGUGAACAGGACAUCUACGAGUGGACUAAGUUAAAUGGAAUGAUCUAGCAAAGACAUGACUCCGUGGUCUACAAAAGACAUCUCAUGGGUGACACCGCUGCGUAGGUGCAGUGAGGAGACCAUCACUGGAGCUUUGGGCUUUGGCUAAAUGGGGGGAAAACACCACGGAGUCAGCCCUUUUCAGGCAGUGCUAUGUAGAAUCUAAACUACACCUAGGUGAAGAAGGGAGAUGGAAGCACUAGUAGAUAGGCUGACUUCUCUUAACAAAGGUGUAUGGACAAUAACUGACGUCCGCCACGUAGGCGAGAGCUGGGGAACAAACCCAAGGGGAUGACACGUUCUCCCAACUGGAAAAAAAUCAACAACAUAGGGACUUCUGUAAAGAGAUGUGAUGACUUUGUCACCUGCAGACUAGGAUUGUGCAAUUGAAUUUGCUUUUUGUCUUGUUUUAGUUACUGAGUUUAGACA